Messenger RNA from Hibiscus syriacus, 980 nucleotides. RefSeq lists its product as uncharacterized. The transcript has 7 exons. The record is from RefSeq and is a predicted model, not a curated record. NCBI's taxonomy places the organism in Eukaryota, Viridiplantae, Streptophyta, Magnoliopsida, Malvales, Malvaceae. The coding region runs from base 318 to 980 and encodes 220 amino acids.
AGAACCCUUUAAAACUAAGCUCUAAGUGAGACAAAAGAUAAGAGAUUGAUUGGCUACCCCAAUCCCCAUCUUUUGAAAUGAGUCAUGAAAAAUUUUGUCCAUUAUAUAACCUUCCCCUCAAAACUAGCCACAUGGUUUUUUUCUUAUUCCCUUGUGCUUCUAAACUCUACCAGGUGGAGAUGCAACUGAGCUGUUCUAAGAAGCUAGCCUUCAAAAAUCAUCAGAUUGGAAUUAUAAUACUCCUUUUAUAAUUUUUCACUGGCUUAUCUCUUAUCAUCAUCUCUACAUUUCUAGUCUUUCUGCAUAGAUUUCUUAAAAUGCCAGGAACCAUCCAAGUUUCAGUUCUAGAUUUCAAGGGUCUCCAAUCAUCAUCACCAUCUUCUGAAAUAUCAGUGAAAGUUUCCGUGGGAAAAACAGAGUACCAGACUUGCGACAAGGGAGAACUCACAUUUCCGUUGACAACCCUUCGUGACAAUUUGAUUAUAACACUUGAAGAUGCCGAGGGAAAUGAGAUUUCUCGUACAGGUGUUGAGACAAGAUUGGUGGUCGAGAAAGGUGUUUGGGACGAUAUAUUUUCUCUCGAAGGAGGCGGCCAUGUCCAUAUGAAGUUGCAGUUUGUCCUCAGUGAAGAAGAGCACCAGAGAAUCCAGAUAAUGAGAGAAGCUGCACUGAAGAAGAAACGUGAAGAGCUUCGCAAUAGAGGUCAUGGAAGUCCCGAACGUUCUUCGGUCGGUAAUAGUGAAGGUUCAGGUUCGAUUUUGCUUUACUUGAUUUUCAUUUUCAGUUUACUUGAAGAAAGAUGGAACAUAAAAAGAAAAGAAAUCAAACAGUGCAUUAAACCUGCAUGUACUGAUCCUCAAAAGCUUUUUAUUGAUGUAUUGAAUGCUCCAUUUUCUCAAGGUUCGUCAGAAAGUUUAUUCCGAAGUGGAUUGCUAGCUGAUGAAUCCAGUCUCGGAAUAGACGACGGAGACAGAAUAUAA